Protopolystoma xenopodis is the source of this 265-nucleotide messenger RNA. Lineage: Eukaryota; Metazoa; Platyhelminthes; Monogenea; Polystomatidea; Polystomatidae. The record is from the annotation of a GenBank genome assembly.
UGGAAACGUUGAACUCGACCCAGCUGCACUUCAUGGCUCAGGCGCUUCGUCGACUGUGAGCCGGCUUUUGACUCCUUUCGAGGCUCGACGUGCCACGAUCCAUUCGAUCCUACCGACCGUGCUGGAAGCAACCGGAGAAGACUCACUCUCCAACAAGCUUUACUUGGCAUGUACUCUUGUCGUCUCCGACGCGUGGGACGGCGCUGUGUUCUUCGCUCAUCACGUGUGGAUUUGCACAUCUCACGAGGAAGAUCUACCAUAUGAG